Messenger RNA from Fraxinus pennsylvanica, 1506 nucleotides. The record is from the annotation of a GenBank genome assembly. NCBI's taxonomy places the organism in Eukaryota, Viridiplantae, Streptophyta, Magnoliopsida, Lamiales, Oleaceae.
AUGCGAACUGUUAUUCGGUCUGUAAGACAAUUUAGAUCAGCUUUUCGGUAUAGAUGGAACACCUAUGAUGGAUUUCCGAAAGGGCGAGAUUAUUGGUGCAAUACAAAUCUCCUGUCGGUAUACAGCCUAUCAAGAAAAGCAGAUGUUUGUGAAUGUAGACAACCAUCACAGAUGAUCUCCAGAUUCAUGUUUGCUAACGCAGCUAAUGUUACUCAUCGAGAACUAAAUCAAUCUGGACCUCUCGUGGAAUAUGAACGGAGGAUCAGUGCUUGUGAACUUUUGGAUGGCGAUACUAGCCAGUUAGGCUCCUUAGCAGAGCUUCAAAGACUUUAUGACGAGCUUGUUGAAAAAGCUGAUGCUUGUAGGUUGGAUCGAUAUGCUACUUCUGAGAAAGCUGGGCGGAGUAGAUGGUUGUGGUCCCGUUUCAUACCACAAACUUCAUAUGCACCGGUGAAAGGACUUUAUCUUUAUGGAGGAGUUGGCACAGGCAAGACUAUGUUGAUGGACCUGUUUUUUGAUCAAUUGCCUUGCAACUGGAGGAAAAAGAGGAUCCACUUUCAUGACUUCAUGCUGGAUGUCCACAGCCGUUUGCAAAAGCACAAGGGUGUGGCAGAUCCUCUAGAAGUUGUCGCUGGAGAGAUAUCAGAUGAAUCUCUUUUGUUAUGUCUUGACGAAUUCAUGGUGACCGACGUAGCUGACGCCUUGAUCCUAAAUCGUCUAUUUGGACAUUUAUUCAGCGAAGGAUCCAUUCUUGUUGCGACUUCAAAUCGAGCUCCGGAUAAACUUUAUGAAGGGGGACUGCAGAGAGAUCUUUUUCUACCAUUCAUUGCAACUCUGAAGGAAAGAUGCGCUGUUCAUGAAAUUGGUUCGGCUGUGGACUAUCGGAAAAUGACUUCGGCACAGCAAGGUUUCUACUUUGUAGGCGAAAACUUGUCCAUCGUUCUUAAGCAAAAAUUUCAAGAAUUAGUUGGGGAAUACAAAGCUGUUCAACAAGAGGUGGAAGUCAUCAUGGGAAGGAAAUUGCUGGUUCCGCUGGGUGCCAAUGGAUGUGCAUGUUUCCCUUUUGAGGAACUAUGUGAUAGGCCUCUUGGGGCAGCAGACUAUUUUGGUCUCUUCAAAAAAUUUCAUACUCUGGCUUUGGAAGGUGUGCCGAUUUUUGGGCUCCAUAAUCGGACUGCAGCAUAUCGGUUUGUCACUUUAGUUGAUGUUAUGUAUGAAAAUAAAGCUAGAUUGCUAUGCACUGCUGAGGGAACUCCUGAUGAACUUUUUGAAAGAAUCGUGACAGUAUCUGAUGCUCAUCAAAUGGCACCCCGAACCUCUUCAAGAUCACGAAAAUCUGAUGAUUCUGACAUUUGUGUGGAUAAUGAAUUAGGUUUUGCAAAAGAUCGCACCAUUAGUAGGCUGACAGAGAUGAACAGUAGAGAGUAUUUGGAGCAACACGCUGCAACAUUGGCAGAGAAGCUGAUCGUGCAGGAAAACGAUAAUGAGAAUGUCCUAGAGGCAUAG